Molecule: messenger RNA, 1794 nt
Organism: Talaromyces stipitatus ATCC 10500
Lineage: Eukaryota; Fungi; Ascomycota; Eurotiomycetes; Eurotiales; Trichocomaceae
Exons: 4
Coding region: 1-1794 (597 amino acids)
Molecular function (GO): protein binding
Source: RefSeq, a predicted model, not a curated record
AUGAUAGAUAAGCUCCCUUCUGAGCUUCUCUUGGCGAUUUUCGAUCUGGUAAUCUUCUUCCGUGUGUCGGACUACGAUUGGAAUAGUAUUAGCCUAGUAAGCCGGAGAUUUUAUCAGCUCAUCAUACUGCUCAAAUACCGCACGAUUACAUUCUCCUCAGAAAGCGAGUGGUCUCUAAAUGUUCUAAAUACACAUCGUUUCAUGCAAUCGCGUUCCCCCAGUCACAUUGCUUGUCACCUGGGGUUGGUAAGAAACCUACGUUUUGUUGCACCGUUCCGGGUGGCUCAGUUCAAUCGAUGCUCCUUCCGCACGGUGCUUUGGUACUCGAACAGCAGGGGGGUGUCACAUGAACCGGAUAAUGAACAUUUCCAUACGGACUUUAUCUGGGAUCUCCUGGAUCAACUGGGCGACGUAUUCGGAAACCUGAAACCCGGGGCUCUGUCAUCAUUCUGGUGGCACCUGGGAACAUGUCUUCCAUCCCAUGUUCUUGACGAGGAUGGCUACAUCCCAAGGUUUCAGUACAAUAUCAGAGACCUCUCCUUAAGAACAGACCCCCACUGUCCACACGCAGGCCUCCGACUAAAGGGAUUGCGACACCUUAAAAAGCUUCGGUCACUGAGAUGGCAACAGAUCGUAACCUCAGAGGAGCUCGAACUCGUCGUGGGGUGUUUGGAGAAUAACUCCCGGUCUUUGGAGCUGAUAGACCUAGAAUUUGCCCCGGAAAUCAGAUCCACACCAUUUAUGGACACGAUCAACAAUCUAGCCGACCUACACACUCUCUCAUUGGGAAACUUCAGAUUCACGGAGUUCAUUAAAGCCGCAUUCACUCUAUCAAUUUCACGGUUACGGUCGCUGACAUUGAGAAGCUGCCCACAUCAACUGGUGGUACUGCAGAUCUUAUCCCAGUUAAAUGAUCCGAUUCUGCUACAGCAUUUUGAGAUCGCCUUAGAUGAAGCACAUGGCAUUGACACGCUUUCUGAAGCAGCUGACCACGCUCUGUACUCGUUUCUGGAAUCUUUCCACACUCUUGAACACUUGCACAUCCUUGUAUCAAACCCUAGAAAUAUGGAAAAAUAUUUUCAAGCGGUGAAACAUCAUCCUUCAAUGAAGUGUUUCGUCUACCACACGAGAAGCUAUGUGAUGGAUCCAAGGCGUUCUGAGUCCACUCUUCAUAUGCCGGUGUAUCUCCUGGCCGAUCUUGGAUUGGCUCUGUCUAGCGGUGCCAUACAGAAUCUUGGACUGUGCCUCUCUCCUAUUACUGCAAAAGCCGUUUUCCAGUCCUUCCUCCCGAACUUGCAAAUCCAGGUGCUCCAUCUCAGGCUAAGCGGAAGCGAAUAUCAACUUUACAACAUGAGACAAGCAUUGUUAUCAGAGCUGGGAGGUCAGCACGCCGAGUCUCGUUUCGAUGACGCUAUGGGUUUUCCGGGCACAGAUCUUGAUUGGUAUGAGGCCAGUCCGGAUCUGUUUGAGGUGCAGGCAAAUUCCAUGGCCGUAUCCCAUCUCCUCUCUCUGGCUAACUGGGCAUUCGGGCCCAAUGGAAUUAAAACUCUGAACAUUUUGGCAUAUGGCGACUUCAGCUGUGGAGAUCGGUACAAAAAGCAGCAAGCGAUCUUGGUGAGAGCAGAUCCGGACGCGGGUCCGAUCUCAAUGAGUACAGCUUCCAAAAGACGGCCAUACAGGAUAGUUCUUCACCACAGUGAUUUUUUCGACAAGCACGUCGGUGCCCAUGAAACAAUUAGCGCUUGUCCGCUGGAGACUCUGAUAGAUAACAGCGAUAAUAUCUGGAGCCUUUAA